Messenger RNA from Girardinichthys multiradiatus, 2292 nucleotides. RefSeq names its product wingless-type MMTV integration site family, member 11 (gene wnt11). Gene Ontology annotation, biological process: canonical Wnt signaling pathway; cell fate commitment; multicellular organism development. The coding region runs from base 415 to 1488 and encodes 357 amino acids. The transcript is spliced from 6 exons. The record is from RefSeq and is a predicted model, not a curated record. Lineage: Eukaryota; Metazoa; Chordata; Actinopteri; Cyprinodontiformes; Goodeidae. Gene Ontology annotation, molecular function: cytokine activity; frizzled binding. Gene Ontology annotation, cellular component: extracellular region.
GAGUUCUUAUGCUAAUGCUGUUCUGACAUCAGCAGUGAGAUCAAAGCGGGGCAGGGGUACUUUAGAGCCGUGUCUGCCCCCACUCAGCUUACUUCCACUCCAACCUCUCUGUCUGUCACACACACAGGCUGCCGACCGACACCGCUCACACACACCAUGAGUACCUGUCCGGAGCCGAUCCACCGCCCCGUCUUGGAUUUUACUAAAGCUUCCGGCUGAUAGGAACCAGGACAGCUGACCUGAAGGAUAACCCGACCCGCUGAGAUUUAGUGUGUUUUUCCCCUCCUGGCUGCUUGUGUGGACUUGUGGAGCCGCGGUAAAGGAUUUCGAGACAGGAGCUGUGCCAUGAGCGUUGACCUCUGAGUGUGAGCCUUUUGUGUUCGUGUCCUGUGUGAACUGGAACCAGUGGCCAUCAUGAAGAGCAGCUCUCACAUCCUGCCUCUGGGUGUGCUUACCGCUCUGCUGCUGUCUCAGGUCUGCUCGGGCGUCAAAUGGCUAGCCCUGUCACAUACUCCUGCCACCAUACCCUUCAACCAGACGCAGCAAUGCAAGCUGCUCCCGGCCAUGGUUUCCUCCCAGAUCCAACUUUGUCGCAGCAACAUAGAGCUCAUGCCGACCAUUGUCCAAGCUGCCCGCGAAGUCAAGAAAACUUGCCAGAAGACAUUUGCUGACAUGCGCUGGAACUGCUCCUCCAUCGACAUCCCCGCAGAUGCCACAAAGUAUCGGCCGGACCUGGAGAGAGGAACAAGGGAAGCUGCGUUCAUGUACGCACUGUCAGCAGCGGCCAUCAGCCACAGCAUUGCCCAAGCUUGCACCUCUGGGGAUUUACGGGGGUGUUCCUGUGGCCCCAUCCCUGCAGAAAUCCCAGAGCCCGGCUACCGCUGGGGCGGCUGUGCCGACAACCUUAACUACGGCUUAUACGUGGGCACCAAGUUUUCAGACGCUCCCAUGAAGAUAAAGCGCUCUGGUUCCAAUGCGAACAAACUGAUGCAACUUCACAACAGCGAAGUUGGGAGACAGGUGCUGAAACAGGCGUUGGUGAUGAAGUGUAAAUGCCAUGGUGUUUCUGGAUCCUGCUCCAUAAGGACCUGCUGGAAAGGCCUCCAAGACCUCAGGGAGAUUGCAAUGGACCUGAAAUCCAAGUACCUGUCUGCGACCAAGGUGGUUUACCGGGCCAUGGGCACACGAAAGCAUCUGGUACCCAAAGACAUUGAUAUCAGGCCGCUGCGGGAAAAUGAAAUGAUCUAUUUGCACAGCUCCCCGGAUUUCUGCACCAAGAAUGAAAAACUUGGUUCUGUUGGCACGCAGGACAGGCAGUGCAACAAAACAUCCGUCGGCAGUGACAGCUGCGACCUGAUGUGCUGCGGCCGUGGCUACAACCCCUACAUGGAGAAGCUAGUCGAGCGCUGCCACUGCAAGUACCACUGGUGCUGCUAUGUAACCUGCAAAAAAUGCGAGCGGAUCGUAGAGAGAUACGUCUGCAAGUGAUUGCUGCUCCACCGGCGGCCCCUCGGCCUCAUACCAAGCCCCCCCAAGGCUACAGAUUAACCAAAGCACUACAGUACCAAGAAGGCUUACUUCUGUCUUCAGCUUUAGCAUGCAUAUCUCAACAAGAAUUGGUAUAUUCUUGUGCAGUAUCCGUAUCAUAUUGCAUCUCCAAACAUUCGGCUGGGCUUCGGGGUUUCUUCCUGAACAAACGUUGAUGGGAGAAGCGUGGCAACAGGUCAAGCCAGUUCAUGUGAAGACCACCGUCCUUCUAGUUAUUAUCCUCUGUCAUGUUAAUGAUUAUAACCCCCUGUCCCCGACAGGGAUACAGAACACCAGUUUAAACAUAUCUCUAAUAAAAAGAAAUAAUAUUGGAUUUUAUGCUGGAGGAUUCUCCUGAUUAUGCUUGGCAUCCUUCCCUGGAUAUUAAAGGGCUCUAAUGGAUCCUCAUUUUUUUAGGUACUAUCAAAAUUCUUUUCCUCUGGAGCAGUGGACCACAGAGGAAAGGGGAACACAAAGGAAAACCUCAUGUGCUUUUCAAUUACAGAACAUGUGUGUGGUUGAUGCCUGGGACUCAUCAGGUGCCCCGCGUGGACCAUGACAUUCCCUGCAGAAUGAGAGAAGAAAUCAAAGAACUUUGUGAAACGGUGCAUUAUCUCAAUUUUGUUUGACAUGCAGGCAGAUCAAAAUAUAUUCUAUUUUUCAGAGCAUAUGAGCUUAACUCAUGGAUUUUGUAAACCACUUUUGUGUGGGUGUAUAUACUGUUAUUUUGUAUACUGAAAUAAAGAAAUAAGUAUUUAUAAAAUA